CAGACGACGAUGGCAAUGGCGAAAUGGUUGGCGCGGCGAGGAACCAGAGCGGCUGCGAAAUUCCAUCCGCCGGUGUGUAUUUAUGCACUCCCUGAUUUCUCCUCACCGCACGACCCAAGCGAUUCCUCUCGAUGCCACGGCGAGCCGAGUCGCCGAACGAGACAGGACAAAAAAGGUAGGAUUCCGGCGCUGGUUCUCUCCCGAGAUCUGCUCGAUCCUCCGCCUCCAGGAAGCGGCUGUUGACGACGGAGAAGAAGCAAAAUGCAAGCCAUCCUUAAUUCGGUGGAAUCACCUUUCGUUAUUCAGAUUGGAAAUGAGGGGUAACCGGUUGAACCAGUUUAGAACAACUCUCAAGCUUCUCUGUCCUGUGGAGAACAUCCUCACAAGAUAGAGGUUGAUCUGAGCAAUAUGGACAUUGGUGAGUGAAUAUUCAUGUGGGUGGCAAUGUGCAUUUGUCCCCUGUAUGUAAUGUUGUUUCAUCGUGAACCUAAGAAUACAUCCCUAAAUAGAAGUUAAUUGCAGUUUCCCUAAGCCUAUGUCGAUUCCGCUCACCCUCCUUUUGCUCAUAUAUGACUAGCAUGACAGGUUUUCCGUAGUGCUGGAUUACGAAGCUUCAAUCACUCAUUGGCAGCUGGGUCGUGGUAUGCGACAGGACUCGGGAUAGUAUCCGAGCGGUGGGAAUCUCGUUGAGAAGAAACCUAAUUCUUGCUUUUCCUCCACCUCCAGGAAGCGGCUGUUGACAACCAGUAAGAAGGAAGUGUAAAGAUACUCAAUUUGGUGUUUGUCAUGGCACUGAAACGAAAGUUGCUUUAAAAAGGAAGAUAAUCUCCCUGGUCUCUGCAAAGGUAAUUUGCAACUUCCUUUAUUUAGAUUGGUCACUUUGCUAAGUAGUUCUUGGUCAGAAUUCGGAAGAGAUGUCUUUCUGUUUGACAUUCCUUUUCGCAAAGUUCCCCUAAUGGCUGUGAUCAGUUACAAAUUUACGUGGUACAAUAUUGUUGUUCUCCUUAAUUACAUUAUGUCGCCGCAAUGCUGUAAUGCGGUAAACGUAAGAAUAUAUCCCCUGCUGCAUCAUUGUACUAAUACGGUAAUACCCCAUGCUUUAUGCCCUUAGUUCCGCCUGUCUCCUGAUUCCUGCUUCAUGUCUAGAUUUCACUUUUCUCAUAUUGGUUAGCUGCCACAGUUUGCAUUCAUUGGCUAAAGAACUUAAUGUGCUAGCUGAGGCUACUUGAGUUUACCAUUGAUGAGCCUGAGCAUAUACUCUCUCAUAAUAUACUAAAACGAACCGUUGUUGAUCGAAUACACUUAAUUGAUGUGUUAGCAUUUUGAUUCUGAUGGACAGGUGACCGAUUCAACCAAUCUGGAACCAGUCUCGAGUUUUUGUGUCCUGCUGAAAACAUCCCUCAGAAGAUCGCGGUUGACUGGAGCAGUCUGGACAUUGGAGAGCGGAUUUUCUCUUGAGAUCGAUGUCAAUCCAUCGCUGAAGCGUCUAAGGAUGAGAUCACCCCUGUAUGCAAGGCUUUUUGGGCACAAACUUAUGUCGAUUUGCUGCUACCCCUCCUGGUUCAUAUAUGAAGUGCAGGAUAGGUUUUCCAUAGUGUUCAUUCACAAUGACUGUUUAUGUACACACAUUUGCGGCUUGCGAUAAUUUGAUGAGACCAAGGAACUCGAGCUUUGUUAAUAAUAUGCUAAUUUAGAG
Messenger RNA from Linum trigynum, 1696 nucleotides. The record is from the annotation of a GenBank genome assembly. Lineage: Eukaryota; Viridiplantae; Streptophyta; Magnoliopsida; Malpighiales; Linaceae.